This is a messenger RNA of Sturnus vulgaris (Common starling), 3682 nucleotides long. RefSeq names its product myosin XIX (gene MYO19). Gene Ontology annotation, cellular component: actin cytoskeleton; myosin complex; membrane. Gene Ontology annotation, biological process: actin filament organization. Gene Ontology annotation, molecular function: microfilament motor activity; ATP binding; actin filament binding. NCBI's taxonomy places the organism in Eukaryota, Metazoa, Chordata, Aves, Passeriformes, Sturnidae. The record is from RefSeq and is a predicted model, not a curated record.
CGUUCUCCAGUGUGAUUUGAAUGAAGUACCCUCAAGUAAAGGCCCUCUCCAGUGCUCCCGUCCACAGGCCUGGACAAGAUGCCAAAGCAGGAAAACGGCCAAAGAGAAGAUUCUGUCAUCCUGAAUGACCUCAGUGAAUCAUUUGAAGAAGAAGUUAGAGCCUUCCUCAGUGAUGAAGAAAAGCUGCAUCUUUUUGAUGACCUCACAAAAGUGAAUCCAGUGACAACCAGGACAGUUCUGAAAUGUCUUCAAGCAAGAUACAGAGUCAACCUGUUCUAUACAAAUGCUGGCUGCAGCCUAGUGGCUUUAAAUCCUUUCCAGCCUUUCUCCUGCCUCUACUCACCUGAGCUCAUGAGGGAGUACCACGUUGCACUUUGUCCUCAGGAUUUAAAACCUCACAUCUUUGCAGUGGCUGAGCAAACCUACAGGAAUGUCCAAAAGCAGAUGGACCCUGUGAACCAGUCCAUCAUUGUGAGUGGAGAAAGUGGUGCUGGGAAGACCUGGACCUCUCGCUGCCUUAUGAAAUUCUAUGCCUCUGUUGCUGCCUCAGUUAUCUCCCCAGAAGGCAAUGAAACUGUGGAAAGGAUAGAGAAGAGAGUUCUGGAUUCCAACCCUGUCAUGGAAGCAUUUGGGAACGCCUGCACCCUGAGGAAUAACAACAGCAGCAGGUUUGGGAAAUACAUCCAGCUUCAGCUAGACAGAUUCCAUCACCUGACUGGUGCUUCCAUCCAGACUUUCCUUCUGGAGAAAACAAGAGUUGCCUAUCAGGCCCCCAAUGAAAGAAACUUCCACAUUUUUUAUCAGAUCACAAAAGGUGCUACUGCAGAGGAGAGGCUGGAGUGGAACCUUCCAGAAGGGGCUGAGUACCGCUGGCUGCCAAAUGCUGAAAGAAACUUAGAUGAGGACUGCUUCGAGGUGACCAGAGGGGCAAUGUUCCACCUGGGCAUCGGCCACGCCACGCAGAGCAAUAUUUUCAAGGUGUUAUCAGCCCUUCUGCACCUUGGGAAUGUUCAGUUCUCUAAUCCAAUGGAUGAAUCUCAGCCUUGUGAACUGGAACACAAAACCAAAGAGUUUGUGAAGACCACGGCAGAUCUGCUCCAGAUUCCUGUGGAGGAACUCCUGGAAUCUUUAAGGAUUCGAAAAAUCACUGCUGGAAAACAGCAGCAAGUGUUCAAGAAGCCCUGCUCCAGAGCUGAGUGUGAGACCAGGAGGGACUGCCUGGCCAAAGUCAUCUAUGCCAGGUUGUUUGAGUGGCUGGUUUUGGUCAUAAAUGAAAACAUCUACACAGACCCCUCAGUGUGGACCAGCUUCAUAGGUUUGUUGGAUGUUUAUGGGUUUGAAGCCUUCCCUGAAAACAACUUGGAGCAGCUCUGUAUUAAUUAUGCCAACGAGAAACUGCAGCAGCAUUUUGUAGCUCACUACCUGAAGGCACAGCAGGAAGAAUAUGCAGCUGAAGGCCUGCAGUGGUCAUUCAUAAACUACCAGGAUAACCAGAACUGCUUGGAUCUGAUAGAGGGAAAUCCUCUCAGCAUUUUUUCCUUGCUGAAUGAGGAGUGUCGUCUGAACAGACCCUCCAACACUGACCUGUUCCAAACCAGGAUUGAGAAAGCCUUGUCCAGUAAUCAGUGUCUAAGUCGAGAUAAGUUUAGUAAGAAGCCCAACUUUAUCAUUUCACAUUAUGCUGGCAAAGUCUGCUAUCAGCUGGCAGCAAUGGUGGAGAAAAAUAAGGAUGCUGUUCCACCAGAGCUGGUCCACGUUUUGCAGAACUCAAAGGACCCUUUGCUUCAAAAAUUAUUUCCUGUGACAGAAAAGAACCAAAAUAACACCAAAACCCAGAACAGACCAGCUGUUGUUACAGUGGUGUCCAAGUUCAAGAGCUCCCUGGAACAUCUGAUGGAGAUUUUGAGCAGAACCACCCCCCAUUACAUCCGCUGCAUCAAGCCUAACGCCGACUGCAUGGCCAUGACUUUCAGAACAGAAGAGGUUCUCAGCCAGCUCCAGGCCUGUGGAAUAGUGGAAGCCAUCACCAUCAGUGCAGCAGGUUUCCCAGUCAGGAUCCCUUUCCAAAGUUUCACUGAGCGCUACGAACUACUGAGAAAAUCCUGGGGCUCCAGUAAAAAAAAAGUGUGGGGUAAAAGCAGCUCUCAUCCUGCUGAGAAAAAAGGUGAGACUGCAGUGAUGGAUGAUGACAAAGCACCACGUGCUGCUGUUCUGGAGAUCCUUCAGGAAGCUGUUAGGGGACAAACCCCUGCUCAGGAAACAGGGAAUGGAGCAGAAAUCCCCUCAGUCUACUGUGGCAAAACCAAAGUGUUCAUGGCCAGUUCUGUGCUGGAGCUCCUGGAAGGCAGGAGAGCUGAGGUGUUAAAUGAGAAAGCAUUUUGCAUUCAGUGCUGUUGGAGAAGAUUUAAAGAGAAGAAAACAGCAAAGGAGAAACGCUCAGCAACUCUCAUCCAAGCAGCUGUUCGUUCCUGGCUGGCCAAGAGUCGCUUCCAGAGGAUCCGCAGGGCUGCUGGUGCCAUCCAGCGUCACUGGAGGAGAUGGAAAGCAAAAGCGGCCGCGUUGGCAGCAGCAGAGCUGGACGAGGGGGAAGGAGAGGAGUUCCCAGCUCCUGGAGCUUCCUUGGCCAGCCCUCCCUGUUCUCUGGACACGAGGUGGCCCCUGCAGGCUGUCGUGCAGUCCUGGCCCCUGGGCCUGGCACUGGCUGCUGCCCCUGUCAGAGUCACGGGGCCCCGGAGGGCGCUGGAGCUGCUGAGCUGCCUCAGGGGGCUGCGGGAGGGCUCCAGGGAGCACCUGGGCUGUGGCAUCACCUCCAUCAGAGCCCUCCCACAGGGCUCUGUCAAAUUCCACUGCAGGAAGUCCCCCCUGCACUUUGCCAACGUCAGCCCCCACACUGAGGCGUUUUCCAUCACGGGAUUCAACCAGAUCCUGCUGGACAGAAAGGAACUCCUGCCCACAUAGCCCUGCCCCCCUGGCCUCGGCCUCCAGGGAGGGCUCUCUGCAAGCUGCUGCUUUCCAAUCACUCAACGUCCACUUCUGCUGCUACCUCAGAGCUUCCACAGCGCUGCCUUGUCCAUACCACGGGAUGGAAUGUAAUACACAGCAUAAUACACAUUAUAAUAGACAUUAAAUUCAGUUUAGGGUGUGUGGGGGCAGCUCCUCCUCACCCCACACGUUACAGGAAAUAUCAACACUAUGGGAACAAAUCAAUCCAAACAGAUCAGGUGCUUGAAGCAAUGAAUACUUGAACUGAACGCUGCUGGCACUGCCUGCACGAGCCAGAGGCUGCUCAUGAGAGAGCAAAUAAUGCAAAUAUUCCUGAUUCCUGCUGGGUUCUCAGAGGUGCAACCGUCCUGACUGACCACGAGUGUCCCCAAGGGAGUGAGGAGCAGCCAGCUGCAGCACUAAGGGCAGAUGUCUCAGGGAAAAGCAAGGCUGGGCUGUUGCUUUUAUCUACAGAACCAAAAUUUGUGAGCCCUCACAGCUGCCAGGUGCCUGCAGAGCUCCCCAAAGAGCAGCACCCUGCCCAGGGGCUCACCAGGGGUGCCCUGUACCCUCCCUUUGUUGCUCAUGGAUCUUGAAAAUGUUCAGCUGCUCUGUGUAUGUCAUUUAAAAUAAACUGCUCAAUGCUCUCUCAAGGUGUCUGACCCUUCCCAACAACCUUUAGUGAACAAAAGCAUUUCAG